GGCCGUCGGCGCCGCCGCUGCCCGCAUGAAGCACUCGUUGUACGAUGUCCAGAAGAAGGCGGAGGAGGGGGAGCAGGUGCCGCCCCCUCUGCAGCCGCCGCCUCCGAGGCCCAGCAAAGCAUGUCUGUGGGCCCUGCUGAUGCUCUGCAUGGUCCUCAUGCUGACGCUGGCGGUUACGCUGGCCAUGAUCCUCGUCACCAGAGAUGGUCCGCUGUCACUCUGGGAGAAGACGGCGAGCAAAUCUGAGUCGAAGUCAGCCGCUGAAUGGAACGCGAAAACCACCAAGCACUCAGCGACCCACCCUCAAGUGACAGACACCGAGGCAGGCGCGGUGGUACCGACACCUAACGGUCGUAGCACAAAACACGUCGAGAAAGAGGACGCUGCGAUCGCCACGACCGAGUCGCCCUUGCGGCCGGUCAUUCCGCCGCCAUCCGUGAAGACGCCAACCGCGAAGGUUUGGGUCGACGUGAAAGAAGUUAUCUAUGUUUAUCCCCGACGACCGAAGCCCUCCUCGAGUGACAGUCUUAAUAAUGGCCAAACGAACACCGCUGCUCCCAAGGUGAAGAAGAAGCCAGACACUGUGGAUGCGUCUGCAAACCCGAACAAAACGAAGUCAGACGAUAAGGAAAAGCACCAGAAAGACGAAAACGACGAACUGUUUGCGCAGUUUUGGCCAAUUUUUACCGACAUGAUGGCGGAUGCCGGGAAGGAGGUCGGCUCAGUCCUCCGUCGCUUCUUGCCUGACCUCAACGCCGGCCAGACAAGUCGUCCGUCGCAGCCAAAGGCGUCCGGGACAUCCAGCAAGCCAGCAGCGCCGCCUAGCGCGGGGCCUCGCUCGCGCCCGGCUGCGGACGCCGGCACCCCCCGACACCCGCCUCCCGCCCGAGUCUCAGACCCGCACGCCCCAGUCGCCGGUGGAGGGCAGAUCGGAGCCACACGCCGAGCCGCGCAGUCGACGCCACAGACGGGUAUAACCGGGCGACGACCCACUUGGCGUGCCUUGUCAUGAUGAACGGUAUCGGUGAGCAUGGAAGGUGUGCCGUGUAGUCCGUCCUGUGGCUGUCUUGCAUGCGCGCCGUCAAAGUCGAUGCAUAUUUGAGCUGAUAUGCUCAAAUAUGCAUCACGUUUAGGGCUGCUCGUUUCCUGACAUGCGAAAUCAUAUGCUCGUAACCACCACUGGGACCAGGAGGGGUUUCCUGACCAUGGCAUGUUACCGCAAUAUUGGGCUAUUUUCGUGCUGUGACCACAUAAAACAUCAGGGCUGGUUGGAUCUCAGGAAUGUUGAUACGUGCUUGAAUCCUGGUCCGGAAUGUCGCUUGCCGUGUCUGUUUUAGGGUGCAUACUUGAAUCUGGGACUGUUUUGGGUUUGCAUUUGGGGACGUGGGCUAGAUCGUUUGGUGUAUCUGUACCAAUGGUAUUGCGUUAGGACUUUCAACCGGAAAGCUGGGGUCUAGCUUCUUUAAAGCAAACACGUGGUGAAAUGCGAUGAAAGCUACAUGUAAUAAUUUUCCGCAAUCUAAUGACAAUUUGCAGUUUGUACUUGUAUGGAGCAAUACAUUCUCAUAACGCA
Messenger RNA from Pollicipes pollicipes, 1573 nucleotides. RefSeq lists its product as uncharacterized. Bases 26 to 1012 code for a protein of 328 amino acids. The record is from RefSeq and is a predicted model, not a curated record. NCBI's taxonomy places the organism in Eukaryota, Metazoa, Arthropoda, Thecostraca, Pollicipedomorpha, Pollicipedidae. The transcript has 3 exons.